GUGCAUUUCCCAGGCAACUGGGUUACCAAGAGCAUAAGAAAAUUCUAUUCUCAACAAGAAGGUCUACUAGACAGAUUUGAUGUGGUGGUUGUUGGUGGGGGCCAUGCUGGCUGUGAGGCAAGCCAUGCUGCCGCCAGAAUGGGAGCAAAGACCUUGCUGGUCACUCAUAACAAACAAACAAUUGGUGCAAUGUCUUGCAAUCCUUCCUUUGGGGGCAUUGGCAAGGGGCACCUGUUGCGUGAGAUUGAUGCCCUGGAUGGUCUCUGUCCCCGCAUCUGUGACAGGGCCGGGAUUCACUUCAAGAUCCUGAACAAGCGCAAGGGCCCAGCAGUGUGGGGGCUACGGGCUCAGAUGGACCGCACUCUCUACCGCCGUCACCUCCAGCAGGAACUGUUUGCCCUGCCUGGCCUAACUGUGCGUGAAGGCGCUGUUGAUGAUCUUCUGCUGCAUGAAGGCGAUUCUAGUUUGC
Molecule: messenger RNA, 469 nt
Organism: Hyalella azteca
Lineage: Eukaryota; Metazoa; Arthropoda; Malacostraca; Amphipoda; Hyalellidae
Product: protein MTO1 homolog, mitochondrial
Biological process (GO): tRNA wobble uridine modification; tRNA methylation
Cellular component (GO): cytosol
Molecular function (GO): flavin adenine dinucleotide binding
Source: RefSeq, a predicted model, not a curated record